GUUAUGGUGAUAUUUGGCAUGAAGAUAAAAUAGAAAAGUCUAGAGAAAAAGAGCAAGCAGUGAUUAUGCAUCUAUGUAGGUCAUGUCUGCCUGACUUCGGGUUUUCAAUUUUAGUGAUGGAGCUCUUCAUCUGUUUAGAAAUCAGAUGUGAUGCGGUGGUCUUUGAUGCCGAGUUAAAGAAGAGACAUAAAUAUGGUGGAAUUGAAGGCGUUGGGUCUUGCUUGGCGGUUUACUGGUAAAAGUUUCCUCUAGAUCUUAUUUCAGAUUAAGAUUUCUUCACUGAUUCAUGAAAAAGUCGAGAUGUCUACGAAUUGGAUAAAUGUUUUUCUCGGGUGAAUUCACUUUGGUUUACUGAUGGUCGGAUAGUUCUCCGACGUCAAUCACCGGCGGUCGGAAUCUUCUUCCUUAGCGAAUAAUCCAAAGAGUCAUCAUUGAGUGAAGGAUAUGCUUACACGUGGCUUGAAUGCAGUGUAGGGUGCACGUGUUUAAUUACUCAUGCUAUCAUCGGUUGAUCUUAUUUGUCCUCUAGGACACCUAUGUUUAAUAAGGUCAGUUGUUUCUUUACUUUGGGCCAAUAGUUUGUUAGUUGGGUCGUAAAUUCUUAGUCUUGAAGUAGUCAGCAAAAGAUCGAGCUUCUCGGUUACUAAGUCUCUGAAGGAUGCAGCUUGAUGUGUAAGAACCUCUCAUAACCCAAGCAUAUGAUGGAAGCUAUAAGAUCAACUACAGUCUCAGAUUGGAAAUAUGGCCUUAUUGAGAGAGUUAUGAGAUCUCCUUGGUUUUUCAUAUUUUGCAUCGGUUUGAAUUAGUAGUUGAUUAUGCUGUUUCUACUGAUGUAACUUACAGUUUACUGUUUUAAUUUUUAGCAGUUUGGUUGUGUUUUAGUGGAGUUUUUUCCACUGCCCUGUAAUAAGUAACCCUCUGUUCUAUAUAAUAUGAAAAUACUUGAAAAAAAAAAUUCUCAGAACCCUAAGUUAUAUAUAUUCUCUAAAAACACUACAAUUUGAUGAUAAAGGGUAGGAUUGAUUUUGAUGAUAAAAACGUUAUAUCGGUUCAAUUUGGUUUAGUUCGGUUCGAAUUUUUGUUAUACCGAAUUUUAAUGUAACAAAACCGAAUGAUAAUUAUAAAAUAUCCGGUUCAGUUUUGAUAUAAUUGUAUUGGUAUGGUUCGGUUAGCUUUUUUUGACUACCCCUGUUUUUAUUUUGAUUACAAUUUGGUUAGAGCUUUUGCAAUCGCCGGCGAAACUCAAGAGUGAUGGCAAUGGAGGAGCCAAGGAAGCUGAGAGGCCACAAAUCAACUGCCACUUGUUGUAUAGCUUCUCGUGACAGGCCUGGACUUGUUCUCACUUCCGGCGAGGAUGGUUGCGUUUGCUGGUUUGAUUUGAGAUGUAAAGAUGUUCAAUUCAUCAUCGACGUUGGAACAGAACCUGUUUCAUCUCUCUGUUUCAAGACAGGUAAUGAGAACAUUCUCUAUGCUUCUUAUGGAAACGAAAUCAAGUCUUUCGAUGUUCAAACGCUAAGUGCUACUUCUUGGAAGCCACUAGAGAGUUUUAAUUACAACAAAGAUGAAGUGAACCAGGUUGUAUGCAAUGGAAGAUCAUCUUUUCUUGCUUCUGCAGAUGAUUCUGGUGAUGUUAAGAUCAUCGACAUUGGUCAGAAAUGCCUUUAUAAAACCCUUAGAGCUGGUCACACAAGUAUAUGCAGUUCUGUGCAAUUUAUUCCAUGGAGACCUUGGGAAGUUAUAACUGGUGGACUUGAUUCAAAGCUUGUUUUAUGGGAUUUCUCAAAAGGUCGCUCACAAAAGAUUAUAGACUUUGGCUCCGAUACACAGAAUAACUCAGGACAAUGCCUAAACCCUGCAUUUGUUCACUCGAUUGCAAUCCCGGAAAUGGACAUGGUUGAUAAGUUAGGCAAGAUAUGCGCAGUUGCUAGAGGUGAUGGAAUUGUCGAUUUGAUCAACAUCGAAUCAGAACUUUCCCGGAAAGGAACAUCAUCGAAAGGAAGCAGCAGCAGCAGUAGUAGCAACAAUGUGAUCAAAAGGGUUUGUUUAGAUUACUCUGUUGGUGGACACAAUGCUGCUGUGUCUUGUGUCGCUUUUUCUCUGUUUCAGGAGAAAGGUAGAUUCUUGAUCUCAGGUGGUAAUGAUAAGACAGUCAAAAUAUGGGAUUGCUUCAAAUGUCUUGAUCCAGACAACAACAACAGUAACAGAGAUAUCCUCCAUUUGAAUAUUAACUUAAGCAAGAAGGUGAAUUGGCUUUGCACGAAUCAAUCUGGUUCUGAGAAUCUUGUUGUUUGUGACACCACUAGAGUAGUUAAGGUUUACUCAGUCACUUAAUUAGGCCUGAUGGAUCAUAAAAUGACUUAUCCUUGUUUCGCAUUGUUAUUAAAAUGACUUAUCUCUGUUUCACAUUGUUAUUAUUGGGACUUUCUCAAAGUGUUUACUUGAUCCACAA
Molecule: messenger RNA, 2449 nt
Organism: Camelina sativa (false flax)
Lineage: Eukaryota; Viridiplantae; Streptophyta; Magnoliopsida; Brassicales; Brassicaceae
Source: RefSeq, a predicted model, not a curated record